AUGGCAACUCUCCACGAGGCUCUUCAAUGCCUCAAGCCAACAACUUGGGCCGAGGUCCCCCAAUCACCCGACGAGCUCCGUGAAUACGUGCGCAGCAUUUUCAAGAACGGCCGGCUUAACGGUGUGGUCCCUUCGUCCGCCCGCGUGGGAGAGACCGACCCGGAACUCGCAUCUUUUCAAGACCAAUGGGGCAAGCCUAUCAAGGUGGGCGGGCCGCGCGAGAACCCGCUGGGUGUGCACGUGUGGAAGCUCUCGGCCCACGACGGAGGCGGAUCCUGGUUCGGACGGCGGAGUGUGCAUGAGGGUAUGCCGUUCACGCAGUGGAAGGAGAAGAUCUCUACCGAAUAUGAUGAAACACUGAAAGUCAACGAGAAGAAGCUACAGAAGGGGCAGGUAGCCGAUAAGGCAAUCCGGGGGAUUGGAGCAGAGAAGAAAAUUGAGACGAUUGAGGUUAAGAACGAGGAUGGCUCAGUCAUGGCCCAUGUCACCGUCUACCAUGUCUCUGCACAAUUUCCCAAACCGACUGCCCCGCGUGACUUUGUGGCGAUGAUUAUCUCUUCGGAGGAUGGUCUACACAUCGGCGGGACGAAACUCCCAGGACGGAGUUGGAUGAUGGUGUCCAAGCCUUGCGAUCACCCUGAUGUGAAGCCUAAGGAGGGCUAUACUAGAGGUGAGUAUGAGUCUGUUGAGAUCAUUCGGGAGAUUCCCAAGGCGUCUAGCAGCGGGAGCUCUUCCAGGACAAGCCUGGGAGACAAGGGAAGCUCGUCGGGCGACACUCCGGAUAGCAGUACACCCAAGGCCUCAGACGCCCCAGGCGACGACGAUGUCAACCCUGUUGAGUGGAUUAUGGUCUCGAGAAGUGACCCUGGAGGCAACAUUCCGCGGUGGAUGGUUGACAAAGGCACACCCAAAAGCGUCGGACAAGACGCCGCCAAGUUUGUGAACUGGGCAACCCAAGACAAAAAGUAUCGGGAAAAGAAGACCACAGGGGACGAUUCCGUCAAGGUAAACCCAGGCACCGCAUCAAAGCCAGAAGACUCCGACGAAUCCGAUCACGCAGAAGACAAGUCUGAUGACUCGGAUUCGGAACCCACGGACUCUGAUGAUCAAUCACACCAUGGGCUCAUUGCUAGCGUGACAGGCCUGAUCAACGCUGGUAUCGGACGGCUCGCUCCCUACGGACUCAAUGACUACGUUCCAUAUCCGUCCCAUCACGAUUCCCAGGAGGAAUCCAGUGAAGAUGAAGAUACAGAGCCCGAAGAACAGAAGACCCCACAGUCAAACCCGUCGCGCCCGAAGCACACCAGAAACAUCACAGACGUGUCUUUUAACUCAACGCACUCCGAAUCAGCCACCCCUAUUGUGGACGAGGUGGUGAAGAAUGUCGCGAAGGAAGAGAAAGAAAACGGGAAGAGCAAGCCAAGCAUGCACGAGAGAGAUCUACAGAAGCUGGCUCGGCGAAAACAAGGGGUCGAAGCCCGACUAGAAGCAAUUCAUGCCGAGUUCGAAAAACUUCAAGGACUCAACUGGAUGGGUUCUAACACGCCCGUUCGGCCCCUCAAAGACGCAGACAGCGACAAGAGCGGUCCGCGCAAGCGAGGAGACACUCGCUCGUCAACACCAGCUAGCAUCGCCGGCACACAAUCAAGCCAACGAGAAAGCAGCACCAGUGAUGUACCCACCUCGCAACCGCAGCCCGACUCUCCGGCUCGAAACCAAAAAGCCAUCAGCAGCCUUGUGAGCGAGCAAGCCAAGCUUGUAAAGCGGCUCCACAAGAUCGAGGGUGAGCAGAUGAAGUUAGCGACGAAAAUCGAAGCGCGCCAUCGCAAGCAUGCGGAGCGGUCUGAAAAGUCCAAAUCCAAAUCCGAGGUUGAGAGUUUGCGCGCAGAGAUCAAGGACUUGAAGAAGGAGGUGACCAAGUUGCGUAGCGAGCGCCAGAAUUGGGUUGAGAUUGUGGCUGCUCUGCAGAAAGAAAAUACCGCUUUGCACGCUACGAAUGCGAAGCUGAGCGGGCAGGAGGAGUCCACGAGGGAUAACGACUCUAUAAAGAUGCUUUUUUUUUCCCUUUAG
Molecule: messenger RNA, 2070 nt
Organism: Penicillium chermesinum
Lineage: Eukaryota; Fungi; Ascomycota; Eurotiomycetes; Eurotiales; Aspergillaceae
Exons: 2
Coding region: 1-2070 (689 amino acids)
Source: RefSeq, a predicted model, not a curated record